Mesorhabditis belari is the source of this 3720-nucleotide messenger RNA. NCBI's taxonomy places the organism in Eukaryota, Metazoa, Nematoda, Chromadorea, Rhabditida, Rhabditidae. The record is from the annotation of a GenBank genome assembly.
AUGAGGUGGAGUCAUCCAAAGAAUUUCUUCAUCAUCACCCUUUUGGGAAUAUUUGUAUUGGUGAGCUUCUACCUAUAUGGAUCGCUCGAUAGUGCAACGACGGAACAAAGGGAGGACACGGUUCGGCAUUUGAUGGAAGUCGAUCGUUUAAAGCAGAAAAUCGGCGCCUUGCAGAAUCAGCUGCAUUCAAACUCAGAUAAGAUGGAAAAGAUGCGAAACGAGUUGAAACAAUCGGAAAAACAAAGAAAGGAUUUGGAAAUUAAAAACGAGAAUGAUAUUUUUGAUGCAAGGGAGAACGCGGAUGCUGCUUUAGUGAAUCGAUUAGAUCAAGAUUUGAAAGGAGAUGAUGAAAAAGAGAACAAAGAAGUACUGGAUAUGCCAGCUGGGAACAAAGUAGCCAUCGUACAUCAAGAGCUUUCUAAAGCAACCGCUCGAAAACAUCAAUGCUCUUUCAUGGCCAACUACAGCAAUGCAAAAACGAAUGUGCAAAUGCUAGACAUGUACUCGAUUAUGUCUUUCGAGAAUGUUGAUGGAGGAGUGUGGAAACAGGGAUGGCAGGUCACUUAUAAGCCAGAGUCAGUGAAAAUCGAGAAAAAACUGGAAGUGAUUUUGAUUCCACACUCACACUGUGAUCCAGGAUGGAUUAUGACAUUCGAGAGUUAUUACACUGAACGAACGAGAAAUAUUUUGAAUGGAAUGGCAAAACAUUUACAAAUGAAACCGGAUAUGAGAUUUAUUUAUGCAGAAAUGAGUUUCUUCGAAAGAUGGUGGGCUGAACAGGAUGAGGGAACGCGGGAGAGAGUUCGAGGCUAUCUGAAAUCCGGGCAAUUCGAGAUCGUUACGGGUGGUUGGGUGAUGUCGGACGAGGCGAACGCUCAUUUCUAUUCGAUUAUCACCGAACUCAUUGAAGGUCACGAGUUCAUUCAGAACCAUAUUGGAACAGACUAUCGCCCACGCACUCAUUGGUCAAUCGAUCCAUUCGGUCUCUCCCCAUCACUUCCACUGCUCCUCUCCGAAGCAAACAUCACAAACGCUGCAUUACAAAGAGUUCAUUACUCUGUGAAGAAGCGCCUCGCUCAAGAGAAACAACUUGAGUUUAUGUGGAGACAGCUAUGGGGUGGAUCUGAUUCAAGACACGACAUUCGUUCUCACGUUUUUCCUUUCUAUUCCUACGAUGUUCCGCACACUUGUGGACCGGAGCCAAAAAUCUGUUGUCAAUUUGACUUCAAGCGGUUGCCUGGGGGCGGUCAUUCUUGCGAUUGGGGAAUCCCACCACAGCAGAUCACCGAUGCAAAUGUUGAGAAAAGAGCUUUUAUGAUCUAUGAUCAAUAUCGAAAAAAGAGCCAACUCUAUAAAACAAAUGUCCUUCUCGUUCCACUUGGUGAUGAUUUUAGAUAUCAAGAUGACUUUGAAUGGAACCAUCAACAUGACAACUACAAGAAACUCUUCGAGUUUAUGAAUCAAAAAACGGAAUGGAAUGUGCAUGCUCGUUUCGGCACGUUGAGUGACUAUUUUGAUGCUUUGGAUGAGACGCUUAAAACAGAAAGCGAAAAAUUGCCGGUUUUGUCCGGCGAUUUUUUCACCUAUGCUGAUCGAGAUGAUCACUAUUGGAGUGGGUAUUUCACUUCUCGUCCAUUUCACAAGCAAAUGGAUCGUGUGCUUCAGCAUUAUUUGAGAAGCGCUGAGAUUUUGAAUUCGAUUGCAAGGAUUCAAGGGAAGAGCACAGAAAACAUUGAGAUGUCGAAGCUGGUUGAGGCUCGUCGAGCACUUUCUUUAUUCCAACAUCAUGAUGGAGUUACGGGAACAGCCAAGGAUGCAGUGAUGAUUGAUUACGCUGAAAAAAUGCUAUCUGCUUUGAGAAGAAGUGAAGAGAUUUCAAUCGCUUCUCUCAGUUCUUUGUUAGAUAUGAAAACAGUGAGAAUGGACUUCGAUGAGAUUCGCGCCAAUCAGGACUCACUUCCAGAGAUGAGAACAUUAGAGAUCGGAUCCUCACUGAUCCUCUUCAAUUCAUUAUCUCAUCAAAGAGCCGAAGUCAGCUGCAUUCAAAUCUCGGCUAUUAAUGGGAGAUUAAAGACAAUAGAUGGCACAAUGCCUGAGCAACAAAUAAAUCCAGUAAUCAAUGUGGUUGAUGGAAGGAUACAAGUGGCUUCAAAUAAGUUUGAGCUUUGUUUCUGGGCCGAGGUUGGACCAUUGAGCACCGAAACAUACACCUUAUCAGUAAACAAUGAUCAAGCAAUGGCCAACAUCAAAGGAAACUCAAAACCGAUGGGUCUUGAUUCAUCAUUCACCUUCACUCAAACAAAUGAAGAUUUUGUGUUGAAAAACGAGUUAAUAUCAGCGACAUUCAGUGGGAUUACUGGAGGAUUGAGAGAUGCCACUUUGGAAGGCGUAAAGAUUGAUUUGAAUGCUCAUUUUGUGCGGUACACAGCCCGGCCGAAGGGGAGAAUCAAGAAUGGCGGUGGUGAUGAUCUCUCUGGAGCCUAUCUCUUCCUCCCAGACACUGAUGCAAAGAAGAUGGAGAUUACUCAACCAGCUUAUUUGUUGGGCCAAACGCUGGGAAACUUGUUCAAACGAUUGCUUUGGAGAAGGGGUCAACGGCGAUUGGUCUUCAGAAUCAAAUCGAUUUACGGGGAAGAUCGGACAAUAUUGAGGUGGCAAUGCGAUUUGAGACUUCAAUUCAGAGUGGAAACGAUUUCUUUUACGGAUCUUAACAAUUUACAGAUGAUUCGUCGACGACGAAUGCUUGACAAAUUACCCUUACAAGCUCAUUUCUAUCCAAUGCCUGGAAGUGCUUACAUUGAGGAUUCAAACACUAGAAUGACUCUCAUUGGUGCUCAGGCCCUUGGUGUUUCAAGUUUGAAGAAUGGUUGGCUUGAAGUGAUGUUAGAUCGUCGUUUGCAACAAGAUGACAAUCGAGGACUUCAACAGCCUCUACUCGACAAUCGGGUAACGAUCUCGAAUUUCCGUCUUCUUCUCGAGCCAAUCGUUGCGCCAACAAAAGAUUUGGAAAGCUCACCAAUGGGUCACUUGUCUUCAACAGCCCAUCACCAUUCACUAAAGUUGCAUUAUCCUUGGAUAAAAGUGCUCACAAAAGAUGCUCCAAAAUCGAAAGUCCAAGGUUUAUCAGCCUCAUUCCCUUGCGAUCACCAUUUGGUAACACUUAGGACAAUGGUUGGCCCGACUGAUUAUCAGAACAAUUUGCAAGUGAAGGCUAGGCCUGAGGCAGCGUUGAUUGUUCAUCGAUGGGUUCCCGAGUGUCGAGUGACAAAGGAAAUAGCAACUGGAAGCUGUGCAAAUACGGAUAAGUUGGACAUUCAAACGCUUCUCGGCACCGGAGUGAAAUCGAUUCAUUCCACUUCAUUGACUCUCCUCUAUCAGAACUCGACUCCAAUCAUCACUCCCAUCGAAGUUGAACCAAAUCGACUGGUUUCGUCAAUCACCUCCACCACGGUCUCGACGUCCACCGCCGGUCUCGCCACCUCGACCAGCCCUCCUUCGCUCGCUUCUCUUGUGUUCAAUGUGUCAACAGCUCUUGUUUUAAUGCCUUACGGUUUCCUCUAUCCAAUCGUCAUCCUCCUCACCACUCGUCCCUAUUUAGACUUCACAAUGAAGCUAUUGCUUGGCAAUUUCUCGAUUGUUUCCAUCCAAUCACUUCGUACCACCGAGCCGUCCACCCAAAUUGUGAGCACUAUCAAUUUCAAAUCAACGACAAGAAGGAAA